AUGGGGGAUCUGGGCCCGAGUGGUGGUCAUCGAGGGUAUAUGAGACCAACAAAGCCUAGGAAGAAGUCAAGGAGCGCCGGACCAGGGCCUGUAGACCGCAUCAGCGAUGAAGACCGUUCGGGGACGAGACGACAAAGAGAUGACGGUAGCAAGCUUAGAUCUCCGUCGAAUGGUGGCCCAAGCAGAUACACGGACCGUCGAUACCGUAGUGCUCGUGAAUUGAAUGCUGGCGACUUGUUGGCGAAUUCUACAGGGCCGGAUCGAGAACAGCUAUGUGGCAAGGGUGAAGAGCUGGGGAGGAUUCCCGGGCGUUCUGCGGCUGUGGGUUUGCUGGAAAGCACCGAGGGAGCUUACGCUGCGGUCGUCAAGUACUCGAUCAGUGGUACGCUGAGUACUCUGGAUGUCUGUGGCGAUACCAAUUACGAGUCGCAGUGUGUGUUGGAUUUCUUCACCGACUCCACUGGCCCACGAGUGCAGUUUACCUUGGAUAGGAUGGAAAACAAAGACACGCAGAUCGAUAUCUGCAGAGACUGUGCGGGAAUCUUGGUCGACGAAAGCUAUACAUGCCUGGGGUUUAUCCUUCUAGAGGCGAGGGGUCUGCAGUUGCGUGCAAGAUACAAGGUUGGCGCUGGGAAGAGUGGGGAUGUGCUGCCUACAACGGCGUUGCAGUUUGUUAGCAACGACACAAACAAGAUUAAAAGGGUGCAGGAAAACUUGAAAGGUUCCUCCAAAGGUCAGGUUUGUAUUCUUCCUACCAAGGAAGAUUUAGAAAAAGAGCUACGAGCGCUGGGCUCGAUUGAGCAGGAAUCAAUUCAAGAGUCUCCGACAGACACUGCUAACGAAGCCAGAUCCAAGUUUCCACAUAAGGAGAGGUUCCCGUCGAUCGAGCGUUGGAGGGCCCGCUCACAUUCGCGUUCGUCCUCUGGCUCAGUCUGCAGGGUCGUUGUUCCUUCAUCGCCUGAGCGCGUACACAUGCCGGGCGUCUCUCCGAACGCAUUUUACAGCCGAAAGGGCAGUCUCCAAAAGCAUGCAUUCUCUAAUCUGGAUAUUAUCAGACAGACUAGAAGCAAAGCACCGAAUCUAGCUCAAAGCAAACUAUGGAAUUUGGAUGACGAAGGCGAGCGCGAGAUUCCCGAGAGAUUUGAACCACAGCUAUGCUACAAGUUUGAUGAUGGGGCUUCCUACACAAUCACCAAUCAAGAUUUCAAAUGCCUCUACAACCAUGAUUGGAUUAACGAUACGAUCUUGGAUUUUUUCACUAAGUAUUACGUGGAGAAGGCUGUCAGAAAUUCGGUUGUCACCCCUGAAGAAGUGUACAUAAUGUCGUCUUUUUUCUACACGAAGCUGAUAAGUGACCCCACCGACUAUUACGGGAAUAUUAAAAAAUGGGUUAACAACAGCAAUCUUUUCCAGAAGAAGUACGUGGUGGUCCCGAUCAAUAUAAAUUUCCAUUGGUUUGGUUGCAUUAUUACAAACCUGGACUCAUUGAAGAGUUUUUUUGAGAGGCUGAACGAUAGUGAAAAAGCAAAACUGAGUUCCAAAAUAGCCUACACGGGCACGGUCACUAAAUCACCAAGACCUUCGCCGGAUGCUCGUGCAGCCGACAUUAGCCACUUUUCAAGCCGAAAUAACACACCUUCAGCAACUGAAGAAGACGAUGAAGAAGUUUCUGUUAGUGCUCCCAUUGUCAAGAUUCUGACUUUCGACUCUCUCAGACAGACGCAUUCCCGAGAAAUAGACCCGUUGAAGGACUUUCUGAUAGCAUAUGCCAAGGAUAAAUACUCAAUCGAUUUGGAUAAAAGCCUUAUCAAGAUGAGGACCUGUGCAGUCCCUCAGCAACCCAAUAUGAGUGAUUGCGGCGUGCAUGUUAUUUUGAAUACUAUGAAAUUCUUUGAAAACCCUCAAGGAACCAUCGAGAUUUGGAGGUCAGCCAAGUCAAGAAGCAAGGCCAACACUAAGACAAUAAACGAAUACUUCGAGAGAAACAAGAGAAGCUCUGCGAGACGAGACCUGCGAGGUAUUCUGUGGCACUUACAAAAAGAGCAAAUCAAGUUAAUGGAAGAAAACAGAGAAGCCAGAGAAGAUAACUCUGAUAUUCAUAAGGAGGAAGAGGAAGGCGACCUUGAAAUAAUAGAAGAGCUUUCAAAGCAUGCGGAGGCACAAUCGCAUCAAAAUAGUCAGUCAGCGGAUAGACCAAAUGAGUACAACUUACAUCAACUAAUGCAAACAGAGUCGCCUUGCGCAACCAAGGCAUCUAUCGAAUGUUUCUCUGGUACUACAGAUUCCCAGCAUUCACCUGAAACAGGCAAUAGAGUACAGGCAAAUGAAAUGCCAAGUGCAUCGCACGUUCGCAAUCAAAUUGAAGGUGACUCUGUAAAAGGUAGACAGUCUCUGAGCCAAUCUUUAUCUCAAAGGAAAUAUCUCGAAAGCUCACCUAUGAGAUCAUCGAACGAAGAUACUUUGCCUGAGACUACCUCACCUUAUUUUACGACUUCUGGCUGGAGAAGCGGGCAAGCUGCCAGGGAUAACGAAAAUAAUAAGCGUCUAGUAUCAUCACGAUCGUUGGAAAGAUUAGAUAACCACGAAGCUAAAAGACGGAGUUUUCCUUCUCCAGGACCCCUGGAGAAGCCUGACCUAGAUGAAGAGAGUUCUUCUUCUCUCGCCAUUGGGACAGGAACAAGGGACUCUCAAUCUUCAGAAUCCUCAUUGGGGAAUGGCGAUAUGGUCAGCCUAUCCGAUAAUACGCAUGAUGAUGACGUGAACUUGAUAGGACGGGAUACUUUGACUCAAGUCCAAAGAAAUCUGGCCUCGGAAUUGAACGGCAGGGUGUCAGAUGAGGGUAUUCCGGUCAGUAGAUCUCUUUCGGAUGCGCCACUCCUGGCGAGAAAUAGCGUCAUAACUCAUCCACUUAAAGAACGGUGGCCUAACGGAUCGGACAGCGACCUCGUCGACGAAUUGUCCACACGCCAUCAGAUCGAAAUGAUUACUUCUGACUAG
Messenger RNA from Torulaspora globosa, 2997 nucleotides. It is a transcript of the gene ULP2, whose product is annotated as SUMO protease ULP2. Gene Ontology annotation, cellular component: nucleus; cytoplasm. Gene Ontology annotation, molecular function: SUMO-specific endopeptidase activity. NCBI's taxonomy places the organism in Eukaryota, Fungi, Ascomycota, Saccharomycetes, Saccharomycetales, Saccharomycetaceae. The transcript has a single exon. The record is from RefSeq and is a predicted model, not a curated record. Gene Ontology annotation, biological process: protein desumoylation. The coding region runs from base 1 to 2997 and encodes 998 amino acids.